AUGCCUCAAUUCAAAGUCGCAGUUUACCUCUACCCGAAAGCCGAUCUCCUGGACUUUUCCGGUCCGGUAGAAAUCUACUCUUAUUACCCAUACGAAGGAAGCACUGAACAACCAUUCUCGGUGACAUCAUUUGCUCAUCAUAAUCCGGUCACGUCUGGCUCCAGCGCGCUGGUAUACGUCCCCAACGCCACGUUCGCCGACGUCUCAGAGCGUAUCGAGGACUUUGAUAUCCUUGUCAUCCCAGGUGCACACUUCGACACCAUAGCGGACUUGAUCAACGCCGAAGAGGGCAAAGAACUGUGCCAGCUGAUCCAAAAGUUCACGCAAUCGAAGCCCAGAUCUGAAACUGGAAAGAGAAUACUCCAGUCGGUCUGCACCGGCAGUGUUCUGAUCGCAGCUUCUGGAGUGCUAGCUGGUCGCACGAUUACGACGCACCACAUGGGUCUUGACAUGCUCAAGAGAGUGGCUGAUGAUGCCGCGGGUGGAGAUUCAAAGGUCAAUGUCGUGAGGCAGAGGUGGGUGGAUGCAGGCACAACGGAAGCCGGCGUGCGCAUUGUGAACGCAGGGGGUGUUAGUUCAGGGAUUGAUGCGACUAUUUGGAUUGUGGAGCAGCUUCAUGGUAAAGCGGCAGCUGAUCAGGUGGCAGAUAUUGCAGAGUUCGAGAGAAGGGAUGCUGCAUGGGGUGUGAGCACAUAAUUUCCAGAUGAUGCAAUGUAGGAGGAUGCUAGUGCUAGACUAUCAGCAGUUUAUUUCUAAAAAGCUACCAAUAUCCU
Pyrenophora tritici-repentis Pt-1C-BFP is the source of this 773-nucleotide messenger RNA. RefSeq names its product Transcriptional regulator protein. The record is from RefSeq and is a predicted model, not a curated record. Gene Ontology annotation, biological process: regulation of DNA-templated transcription. NCBI's taxonomy places the organism in Eukaryota, Fungi, Ascomycota, Dothideomycetes, Pleosporales, Pleosporaceae.